AUGAAAAUAUUGACUCCAGUUCUCUUGGUCAUAAUACCUUUAGUAUUAUAUAAUGUCGUGGUUUCUGUUUUUAUUUCAUUUAAUCUAUAUUCUUCUCUUUCGCCACUGCGAGAAAAUCUUAUGACAGACAGUACCAUGAGAGAUAUGCCAAUUUAUGAAACCAUCUUGUCGUCGUCAUCUCGCUGGGAAUAUCAACAGCAAACAUUUAGAUUCAAGGAAAAUGAUCUUAACGAUGGAUUGAAGAUAACUAUGUUCAAUAACUGGAUUGAACCUAUACCUUCUAUGCUUGUUAUGUUGGAUGAGAUAAGUUGGUCAAGUUAA
Molecule: messenger RNA, 321 nt
Organism: Cetraspora pellucida
Lineage: Eukaryota; Fungi; Glomeromycota; Glomeromycetes; Diversisporales; Gigasporaceae
Source: the annotation of a GenBank genome assembly